CGUAACACCAAAGCAUCCUCUCUCUCCACUCACUUCCUUGAUUCUACUUACCAUCUCCUUGUCUCCCUUCUCUUGAUCCCCAUUCACGUCAUCAUGAACACCGACUCGUAUAUAACCUAUGCUGGCAUUGCUUCACCAAGAAGUCAUCCAUAUGCCCACUCCCUAUCUUCAUCCGCCUCCUCAUCAACUUCUUCCGUCUUCUCCGAUGCUGGCUCCCAAGCAUCAAACUCUACAGCUGCAUCCGGCUCGUCGCUGGACAAUCACAGACCAAGUGGCACUUACCCCAACCUGGAAGUGGACCUCGCAUCCAUCUCCAGAGUAAGCACCUUCCCUCAGUACAGGGCUUCAGCAUGCCGGGACUCGACCACCGAAAAAGCCCUGUCCGCUCUGCGAACCGAGGCCAAGGCCCCGCAGGACCAGUUCGGCCACUCGCACCCGAGGCGAUCCUCAGCAGUCAACCAGCGACCUCCCCCUCAACUGGUAAGGCAAAGCGAUCGAAAGGUCAACUUCGUCGAUUGCCUUGUCGACUCUGCCACCCAGAUGGUUGAGAUUAUAUGGCCGCUUUCUGUGCCCUCGAGCCGGUGCGAGACCACGGCGCGUGGAGUUCUGCCUCUGCGCACCUUCAUCCAGGAGACUCUCCGCCGAUCUCGCACUAGCUACAGCACUCUCCAGGUUGCGCUGUACUAUCUGAUCCUCAUCAAGGGACAUGUGCCCAAGCAUGACUUCACCAUGGAACAGCCCGAGGAUGUUGCUUCUCUGCGAUCUUUGCAAUGCGGUCGCCGCAUGUUUCUCGCCGCGCUCAUCCUUGCGUCAAAGUAUCUGCAAGAUCGCAACUACUCUGCGCGGGCCUGGAGCAAGAUCUCCGGCUUGAAGGUCUGUGAGAUCAACACCAACGAGAUGGCCUUUUUGGCUGCCGUGAACUGGAAACUUCACAUCACCGACUCCGUUUGGGAAAAGUGGCAGGAGGUUGUCCUACGCCACACUCCAUCAAACAACCCUCCUUCCCCCGGAGGCUGCAUUCCCAACACAUGGAAGUCGAUUGUUCCCGUGCUAACGCCCGAGUUGGAGAUUAUUGAAGUGCCCGCCAAGACUCCUGUCACGCCUGUCAGACCUGUCAUGGCAUCUCGCCCUAGUUCAUACCGUUCUCCCCUCUCCGAGGGGUUCGGUUCUCAGGAGAGCACCCCCACACCUUCACACUACAAGGUGCCUCGCUUCCUCGAGCCCAAACCUGACCUUGUGCCCCAAACCCCAUGCCUUGCUCGUAUGGGUCCGUUGCCUACGCCUGUACUGACGCCCCAGUCCAUCGCCUCCAGCACUCCUGCAGCGAGUGCGCUCGGCUUUGGACCGAGGCGUCCUUCCAUGUGCUCGGCAAUGGCUCAAGCGCAUAGCUCGUCUUUGGCUCGCAGCUGCGUCGAUCAGUUCACGCCCAGCAUCAAGACCGGUCUGGAAGCAUACCACUUCCCCAGCCGUCGCCCAUCGCUGGCACCGUCCAACGCUUCUUCGGCUUCAUCGCCGGAAUCCAUGAUCACGGACAACUCUCGCUCUUCUCGCGCAUCUUCCAUUUCUUCAGUUUCUUCCGCCGGCUGGGCGCCGAAUCAGGCCAAAUUGGCCCGAUUGGCGACGUGCCGCAGCGCGAGAUUGCCUUACCCGGCGCUAUCGAAAUGCAAGGAGCAAAACGAGUACGCGCCUAGCGAGCCCAUGUCAUCACCGGAUCUGGAUGGCUUCCACCUCGAUGAUUCCGAAGAAACCAUGUCGGUCAAGUACGACAGCCCUCCAUCUGCCAAGUCCAGUCGGAAGCGGGGCCGAUCAUCGGUCGACCUUCAGCAAAACGUACGCCACCUGCUCGGCACUUCGCGCUCAAUUCCGUACCUCCGUGGCGGUACAGCUGUGCUUCCUGACCGCUCAAUGGGCCCGUCGUACGCCUUGCCUGGCCAUGACCACUCCGACAAAGACUUUGGCAAGAAGAGGACGUGUUGCAGCACCGAAGCAUCCCAGGGUUUUCGUCGCCAAGGCCCGGGGAUGUGGGAAGGCGUGCUAUAG
Periconia digitata is the source of this 2040-nucleotide messenger RNA. The record is from the annotation of a GenBank genome assembly. Lineage: Eukaryota; Fungi; Ascomycota; Dothideomycetes; Pleosporales; Periconiaceae.